This is a messenger RNA of Cornus florida, 1463 nucleotides long. RefSeq names its product RHOMBOID-like protein 12, mitochondrial. The transcript is spliced from 8 exons. Gene Ontology annotation, molecular function: serine-type endopeptidase activity. Bases 57 to 1103 code for a protein of 348 amino acids. Gene Ontology annotation, cellular component: membrane. NCBI's taxonomy places the organism in Eukaryota, Viridiplantae, Streptophyta, Magnoliopsida, Cornales, Cornaceae. The record is from RefSeq and is a predicted model, not a curated record.
CAGCUAUAGUCCAAUAGAGUCCGAGUGACGGACAUUCAUUGUUUAAAACCUUCACAAUGCAGUGGCUUCUGUCUUUCAAGCAAAUCUCAAAAAUUCCCAGAAAUCUUUCCAAUGGUAGUUCAUCUUUCCAAACAGUUUGCUCAAACGACUUACUUUCUCUCUCUAAAACAAACCCGAAUCACAUUCAUGGCCAUACUUCUCUCAACCAACCGCAUCAUUUCUUCUCUAACUCUACUCCUUCACCGAACAAAUUUUCACAGAAGAUUUAUGGGUCUCUCUCAAACCCUAUACUGAGAAAGCAAUCGUUGUCGAAUAUCGUUCUGAAGGCUCCAAGCAAAAACCUCGUAGAUGGUGGAGUUGGGUUUCUCAGAGCUCAAUUCUCCAGACAAUUUUUCAAUCUCAACUCGUUUCAUGGAGCUCGGUUCCCCAGACCAAGUUUCAAUUUCAACUCGUCUUAUCUCCGUUACUGGCAUUCAUGGCGCAGAAGGCUAACGCCUAAUGGUGUGGUUUUGGGCUUGAUUUUAACUAAUGUAGCCGUUUUCAUGUUAUGGCGGAUUGCAGGUCGUGAAUUUAUGAUGAAGAACUUUACGAUUUCGGUAGAAAAUUUUAAAAGAGGACGUGUGCACACGAUGAUAACUUCUGCAUUCAGUCACGCGGAUGCCGGGCAUCUUAUCUCUAACAUGGUUGGACUAUAUUUUUUCGGGACAAGUAUUGCAAGCGCUUUUGGACCUGAAUUUUUGCUACAAUUGUAUCUAUCUGGGGCAGUUGUUGGCUCAAUUUUCUACUUGGUGCACCAUGCCUUUAUGGCCUCAUCAUCAAAGAGCCAAAACAUGUGGACGAUGGACCCUUCAAGGAUUCCAGGAUUGGGAGCAAGUGGCGCAGUGAAUGCUAUCAUGUUACUCGAUAUAUUCCUCUUCCCAAAAUCUACGAUCUAUCUAAAUUUUUUUAUACCAGUUCCUGCUAUCUUACUGGGUAUCUUUCUCAUUGGAAAAGACAUGCUGCGAAUACUGGAGGGAAAUAGUCAAAUCUCAGGAUCUGCUCACCUGGGUGGUGCUGUUGUGGCUGCCAUAUCAUGGGCACGAAUUAGGAGGGGACGCUUCUGAAUUCAUGAUGGAUUUGUGAAUAUCUGACUCCAGCUUUUGUGAAUUUCUGACUCUCUCUCUCUCUACACAAUUUUUCAUUGGAAGAAAGUAGGAUGCAAUAUAUCUUUUGGUGUUAAACUCUCAACAUUUACUUAAUGUAGGAUGCUGUUGAAAUUUGUUUUUCCUAGUUUGCCGUUGAAUUUGAUUCUAAAAAUAUUGGUACUUCAAAGUGCUACUUAGUAUUCCUUUCCGUAUCUUUAAAGUUUGGAAAGGAGGGGCAAGAGAGGAAAAGAAUAUUCAUUCACAAUACAAGUGCUAUUUGACAUCAAUUUUUAUUUUAACUUCUAUUAUAUGCAAGGCAAAUUAUUAUUUUGUUCUUAA